This is a messenger RNA of Fibroporia radiculosa, 564 nucleotides long. RefSeq lists its product as uncharacterized. The record is from RefSeq and is a predicted model, not a curated record. The coding region runs from base 1 to 564 and encodes 187 amino acids. Lineage: Eukaryota; Fungi; Basidiomycota; Agaricomycetes; Polyporales; Fibroporiaceae. The transcript is spliced from 3 exons.
AUGCCUCGAGCACCAGUUGUUGACCUCAGGAAUGGUCUUUCAUUUCCAAGCUAUCUCAACUGUCCACAUGAGUUUGAUCUGGACUCGCGAUACCUCCGCGAAGACCCCAAUGGAAUCUCCGCGAGCCACGUCCGCCAUUGGUGCUACUUCGGCGAGAUUGUAAACUUCGAUGUUUUUUCACGCCUCACCGUCGAUGUCCGCGACGCCGCCAGGACGGUGGUGCGUGCGGCAUUCUACGAUGACGACAGGGGCAUGCCGCUCGUCGAGGCUGGGACAGUCCGGCGAGGCUACACACUGGCCCACUUGUACCCGUUGCGGCACUCGUUCGUGGAUGGGUCUUACGGCUUUCGGAUGGAGGAGACAUCCGACAUCAAGAUCCUGCCGUAUUCUCUCAGGGAGAUCCUCGCAGCUAGUGACAGACUACAGCUGUCCAGGCUGUCCUGCUGGCAUGAAGGCUGCACCGAGGCCGAAGAAUUAAUGAAGUGCAAGGGGUGCGGAAGAGCUAAAUACUGUCGCAAGGCUCGGUUAGGAGCACCAAGUCGCAUCGUGGAAAGCAGGCCAUAG